AGAGUCAUUAAUUUUACUGUAGGCUUAUUUUGAGUGACAUAUUACAUUAUGUCAGAUUUUGAAGUGUAGGGUGAUUUUGUGUAUAUUUUAUAACUUAAAUUUGGUCUUAUUAUCAAUCAUUUUUGUGUUUAUAAAAAAUGGCUCAUUUAAUUCACAAAUCAAUGGGAUUCCAUUUGUUUAAACAAAAAAUAGUCAAAUUUUAUCCGGAAUGUUUUAGCUCUAAUGAGAAUAAUGGCGACCACAGAAACCUUCAAACUUAUCGAAUUCACAAGAGAACCUUAAGGGUUUGUAGUCGUUUCGUCAACGAUUUUCCUAAAGGUGGGUUUUCUGUUUGGAGACAUAAAAGAAUUAGUGCCGAUGGAAUCCAAUGGAAGUAUCCUGUUAAAAUAACUGAAAUUGGUCCCUAUUUUAAAAUCCCGAUUUUUAAAACAAUCAUACGAAAAAGACUGGAGAGGAAAAGUUCUCCAGGAAAAGUGAUACUUGUGAAGGAGCCCUUACCUCAAAGUAAAAAUAAAGUUACUAUUGUUGGAGCUGGUAUGGUUGGUCUAUCUACAGCUUUUAGUAUAGCUUCUCAAAGUAUUUCCAAUGAUGUUUGUAUAGUCGAUUCGAUAUCAAGUGAAAGACUUUAUGGAGAAGUUUUAGAUCUGCAAUAUGGUUCAGGUUUUCUAACUAAUGUGAACAUCAGGGGAAGUACAGAUUUUGAUUGCUCAUUUGGAUCAAAAAUUUGUAUAGUAACUACUGGUGUUAAACCAAGAAGGGGAGAACCUCAAUUAGAUUUCAUGCAUAGAAAUGUUCAGCUCAUGAAAACCAUUAUACCACCUUUAGUAAAACAGUCACCAGAUACUAUUUUAGUAAUAGUCACUGAUCCUGUGGAUAUUAUGACGUAUAUUGCGUGGAAAUUGAGUGGAUUACCACCAGAAAGAGUUAUUGGUUCAGGAACUAGUUUAGAUUCAUCAAGGUUCCGAUUCUUAUUAUCUAAAAAAAUAGGAGUCUCAAUCGCUAGUUGUCAUGGUUGGAUUAUUGGAGAACAUGGAAGAACGAGUGUUGCUGUUUGGUCUGGUGUAAAUGUAGCCGGCGUUCGUUUAAUAGAUUUAAAUCCGAGAAUAGGAACGAAAUCAGAUCCUGAACAUUGGGGUUUGGUUCAUAAAAAAGUUAUAGAAGGUGCAAAUGAAGUGACAAAAUUAAAGGGAAAUACUUGUUGGUCUGUAGGUAUGGCAGUUUCUUCAAUAACCAAAGCUCUGCUAAGCAAUGUUGCUCAUGUGGACGCGGUGUCCAUUUUGAUGAAGGGAUACCACGGAAUAAAAGAGGAUGUGUAUCUUUCGUUACCGGUCGUGCUUGGUUGUAGUGGAGUAACAAAAGUCGUUGUUCAAAAACUCUCCCCAAUGGAACGAAACGCUCUUCGUGUAUCCGCAAAAUAUCUAAAGGGAAUAAUUUCUAGAAUUAAUAUAAAAUAAAUGAAUUUUAACACU
Molecule: messenger RNA, 1469 nt
Organism: Onthophagus taurus
Lineage: Eukaryota; Metazoa; Arthropoda; Insecta; Coleoptera; Scarabaeidae
Product: L-lactate dehydrogenase-like
Biological process (GO): pyruvate metabolic process; lactate metabolic process
Molecular function (GO): L-lactate dehydrogenase (NAD+) activity
Source: RefSeq, a predicted model, not a curated record